AUAAUUCCUCUGUAGUUGAAUAGUAUCAUCUAUUGUGUAUUCAUUUAAACUAAACAUAAACAUAUUUCUUAGAUAAAAAAAGUGUCUGAAAUUAAGUAGAUUUAUAAAAAGUUUAUAUGAAACAAUUCUUUAUAUGAUUGGUGUGCGCCCUUUUAGGUGUAGUGCGGUCGGUCGCCAUCUUUAAACAAUAUGGUGGACAUAUUGCUGAAAUUAGGAUAAACAGAGAAGAAAAAAUAAAAAAUAUGGAAUGAAAUAGCGUGAUUUUAAAAGUUGGUAUGUUUAACCAUUAUUUCUUGUAAUGAUUUUAACGUGCCAAAGCGUGGAAUAUCCAUAUAGUUGGUUUAAAGGUAGAAAAGGAACAUUCUUUGACAGUGUCAGUGGACUGAGUGGCUCGAAGUUUGGAAAGUGUUUGAUAUAGAAUGGCUUCAAAAUAAUCAAGCAAGGGUCAGACCUUUUGUCAGUUCAACACACGUAGUUAAAAUGGUGAAGUGACAGUCAGGGGAUACUACUUCCAUCACGUAAUGGACUCGGACGGGAUAUAUGAAACCUAUGACUCUGGAGAGGAAGAUGGUUACGAUGAAGACAACAUCCCUCUCAGUGAAAGCUCCGAGUCCGAAAGCGAGCCAGAAGAUUCUGGGUUCAGCAACAAUGAGAAUGGUGGCUCCCAGGAGCUGACUCUCCUUGACGAUGGCCCAUCAGUUCUCAUACAGCCAUCUCUCUUCAAUGACGAUGGUGAAGGGGAUGAUGAGGGUGAGCGUGAUCCUCGUCCGUCUAUACACUUGCCUCCACUUGACAUAUUAGGUGAGGUUGCCAUGGAGGCGGCCUUGCUCUCAGACACCGGAAUCAGCAGCGUUGCUGUUGAUGAGGAAGACGAGGGAGAGGCAGACGAGGAAGCCGCACCUAUCAAUGACACCACCCUAGAACUAGAGAAGAAGGAGGCAGAGAAAAAAGUUGUUAAAAAGAAGAAAAAAAAGAAAAAGUGGCUGUACAUUUGCCUGCUGAAUUGUAAAUAUGAUGUUGUGCGAAAGGUGUCUCGGAGGUUUGGCUUCAAGGAGGUGUCUGACGACGAUGACUGGACACUGUACUGGACCGACUACUCUGUGGCCCUGGAAAGAGUCAUGGAUAUGAAAAAAUACCAAAAAAUCAACCACUUUCCUGGAAUGAGUGAGAUUUGCCGGAAAGACCUCUUGGCUCGGAACAUGAACAGGAUGCUGAAAAUGUUCCCCAAGGAUUAUAACGUCUUCCCCAAAACCUGGUGCCUGCCUGCAGACUAUGGUGAUUACCAAGCAUACUGUCGGCAAAAGAAGAACAAAACUUACAUCCUGAAGCCAGAGUCAGGCUGUCAGGGGCGGGGCAUUUGGGUCACCAAGAACCCCAAGGAUGUCAAGCCUCAUGAACACAUGAUCUGCCAACAGUACAUGAGCCGGCCACUGUUGAUAGAUGGUUUCAAGUUUGAUCUGCGGAUCUACACUUUGGUCACGUCAUGUGACCCACUCCGGAUAUUUGUGUUCAAGGAUGGGCUGGCCAGGUUUGCCACACACAAGUAUCUGGAGCCCACACACAGCAAUAUAGAAAAUGUGUACAUGCACUUAACGAACUAUGCCAUCAACAAGCACAGUGAGGACUUUAUACGUGAUGAUGAAGCUGGAAGCAAGCGUAGGAUUAGCACAACAAACCGCUAUAUGCGGGAGAAAGGAUAUGAUGUAGAUAAAAUGUGGGCGGAUAUUGAUGAUGUCAUCAUCAAAACUAUGAUCUCUGCACAUUCAGUAUUAAAACAUAACUACCGCACAUGUUUUCCUAACCACGUGAAAGGAAGUGCUUGUUUUGAGAUUCUUGGAUUUGAUGUAAUGCUUGAUCGAAAAUUGCGUCCAUAUGUGAUAGAGGUAAACCACUCGCCGAGUUUUGGCACAGAUUCAGAGCUGGACCGGGAGAUCAAGGGUGCGUUGAUCUUUGACACGCUGCAGCUGGUGAACUUCGGGGCAUGUGACCGCAGGAAGUGUAUUGAGGAGGAGAGGCGCAGGAUCAAGGACCGGCUGCUGGGCAAGGCAAACAGGAAAGACACCAGGGAGGAGUUGGACCUGGCGCAAGCCCAGUACAUAGAGUCCCUGGAGAAGUAUGAGAACAAUCACCUGGGUAACUUCCGCCGCAUCUACCCCGGCCCCGGCACAGACAAGUAUGAGAAAUUCUUCCACAGCAGCGGCACUCUCUUCCAGGAAACAGCAGCAUUCAAAGCCAGGAGCGAACUUGCCAGACAACAGCGCGAGGAGAUCACAAGGAAAAAGGAGAAAUUAGAGGCAAUGUUAAAAGGAAAGAAGUCAACUACGUGUGUGGCUCGGCCGGAGAGCCCAGGCAGUCGGCGUAGACGGAACCUGCGCCGCACCACAAUGCCUGCACGCAGAAUCACCUCCAGCUCCAGGACCACUAUGGAGUCUGUGGGUAGCGAUUCAUCUCGGCAGAUGAAUUAUGACGAGCCAGUAGACACAACGAAGCCAAUGGACAUCCUGGAGGAGGAGGAGCUGGAGCGGAUCAGCGGCCUCCUCCAGCGUGACAAUCUGGUGAGGGGCCUCGGCAUCGUUGAGCAUGUGUACCGCCUCCUCCACUGUACCCCUGGCACAAUGGGCAUCCUCAAGUCCGAGCCACGCCCACUACCUCCACCCUUGUCUAGGAUGAGAACUGGCCUUCAGGUGUCACUUGGCGUGUUUGGCCAAGGUCAAGGCCAGGAAAACCAAAGAUGGCUGUUCACAAACCGGCAGAUGGACUCAUGCCUGUCCGGGCGCCAGGCACCAAUUAGGAUUAAAGACAAACAAUAUUACAAAAAACUUCUUGACCGAUAUUUUGGACAUAAUCAUGCUUUGUCCAAUGAAAACAAUAGUAGAAGUGAUAUGACUGGCUUUAGGUCAAAGCGCAUAUUGGCUAGUAAUGGUUUGAACACGAAAGAAGACUUAAAUCGUCAGUUUCCCCAUGUGAGGUUGUCAUACAGCAGUAAUGAGAAAAAGGUUGUGCUCACCUCAGAGCCAUACAUUCUAGAAGGUUCUGAUACUGAGGAGGUGUUUAACGUUGAGACCAGUGAGCACGACUCUGCAAGUCAGCGUGUGGACAGUCAGCUAAGUGGCGGGGCUGUGGCCUCGCUGCAGGCCGACCGUAGUGUCACCUCGGGCAUGUCAGGCUCCGAGUCUGGAGCCCAGCUGGCGGCACCUGUGCCCCAGCACACUUUGCACUUCACGAUGGCAAGCAACAUCAGCACGCAGCAGGUGCCAUUGUCUCAGACAGAGCGAUUUGGCACAGUGUUUCUGCCCCCUCCUUCCUCCCUACACACACACUCCAACUCUCAAUCCACCACUAACAUCAGCCUCUACCCGCCUCCAAACCCGCUAGCUAAGCCAAUCCUGCCCAACACCCCGGGCCUCAGUCGCCCAAUGCCCAUCUCUUCAUCUACAUCAAGUUCUCUCUCCCCACAACAGCCCGGUCACGGGGGGCGCUCAUGGCAACACAAGACCAAUGGCAGCCACCUUGCGGGGGUAAACGAAAGAACAGUCCCUGCCUUUCAGAGAAACAAGUUUAUGCGAAAGCCCCUGGGAGGGGUAGGGCGUGUAGGUACUUCCGGGGCGGUGAUCCCUGACUCUGAGUAUCGUAACCUGUCCUCUCUCCUCGAGACCGAGGCAGAGCGCAACCGGAUCCUGGCCCGCAAUGGUUACACCACCAAUAUGCCAAUAGAGGCGCGGUCAGACUCCAUCACACCGACCUCAACUUCCAAGCGUGUGCUCAGUGCUUCUGGCCAACGCAAGGACACUGAGGCCCCCCUAAUGCACCAAGAGCUAAAGCCGAGCUAUAUGAGUGAGGCAGCCGGUUUUCGCACAACCUACCAGUCAAACCUGCUGUGGCAGUAUCACCUCAUCGGAGGGUCGGACCUUCAACGGUAUCAUUCCCAGCAAGGUCCCGGGCUGUCUGUGGUAUCAGGACCAGCCCCAGUUAUACAGCGACCUGAUCUGGGGCACAGUGAGAGUGGCAGCGUGAUGUCGGCUGGCGGGCUGAGUCGCGUCAGCUCCCAUCACUCCAGCCUCUCUGACUCCAACAUCCCGAGUCUCAGAUCCACACGCUCACAGCGUAUCCGUGGAGCUUCCAACAACAUCCGCCUCCGCCAGAUGGAGAUGCGGGAGAACCACGCGAUCGCCUUUAGCUGAUGUCAACCUUGCCCAGCUGGUCCCGGUCUCAUCGCUGCUGCCAACCUGUUUACUUGUGCUGGUUGUCAUACCAAUGUUGUUGCCAAAUAUACACUCAUAUGUGCUCUAUGUUUUGCUGCAAAUUGUUUGAAAUGACUGCUUGUGUAGCUCAUUAGGGCAGUUUUCCAAAUGAUGCCAGUGCUAUAUCUGUAUUUCCUCUAGUUCUGGAAAUAUGCAGAAACUGUUGAUAUCCUGUAAUCUGUAUUGCCUAAACAGACAGUUAUGUAGGUUGGAAUAACAUGUUAAUAUCAGAAUUGAAUGCACAAAAAUGAAUCAUGUUGUUGUUGUUGUCAAAGAUUAUUUCAAGCAUUAUUUUGAUUCCUGAAGCUUGAGUUGAGAUGCCUGUUUAUUGAAUAUAUUGGAUCAUGUAAAGGUGAGGGAGAGAUGUGCGUGCAUGUCCUGUUAGCUACGGUCAGUUUUAUCAUUCGGAAUACUGGACAACUUACAUAUCAGCAUUUUGUGAAGACUUGAAAUGUGGUGCAGCAAGGGUUUAGACAAAGACAAGUGUUUAUCUGUGGCUGUAAAUACUUGUAUAGUGAAACAAUGUUCAUGUAUUGUAGAAUUGAAAUGCAUUUUAUUUUUUAUUUAAGGAGCUAUAUUCUUACAUGUAUGAACAAAUUAAUAUAGCACUGUGAGCUCAAAUGCACAAGUUACAUAGGUUAAAUGGACCUACAAGAACACUGUGAUUACAAGGUCAGUCUGUGAUAAGUUUGUGCUAUCUGUUGAUAGUACUUUUGAAUUGAUGAGUAUACUUUUCUUGAUUUGUUAAGUUUAAUUAUUUAUAACUUUUACCUGUUUUACAUUUCAUCACUUGUGGUCCCAACUCUAAUUUACAGUGUGGAGUAAAAACAUGUACUCACCCAAAUAGACUUGAGCUAGGUCUAUCCAAUUACCUCAGCACAUUGUUGAGUCUUUUAACUGUAGCAAUCUGAAUAUCUGAGAUCACAUCAACUUUUAUUGGUCUGGUAACUGGUGUGGACUUGCGUUUACCAUGAAAAGUAUAAUGGUUACAUUGUUGUUUAUUUUGGAUGUUCAAAGCACCUGGUGUUUUUGUUCAGUGUACAUAUGUUACAUUGUAAAAUCAUAUGAGUGAUACAAUCUUUGUUAGGUUGAUAUUUUUACAUUUCUGAAUGAAGCUUGUACAUGUAUGCUGCUACAGCUUCAUUGUUAUUGCUCUGUGUUAUUUAGAUAAAUGAUGGUUGUGAGGACUGGAAGUGGGACGGAGGUUUUUUACUCAAGUGAGCAGAGGCAAGCUACUCAACUGACUUUUCCACAUUAGUGUCCCAAUUAAGCAUUAUAAUAAAGAUUGUAUUGUUAGCAUAUGGUAUCUCAGGGACUACUGUGGAGUAGUAUUCUUAUUUGAAGGAACAAGUUCUUUAGUUUAGAAAUAAUUAGUUUUGUUAACAAACAAACAUAGAGUAGAAGAGACUGGACCAUGUUUUUGAAAGAUAUCAAUCCCACUGAGACUCUCAGAAAUGCAAAAUUUUAAAAAGAAAUAAUGUAUAUUUAAAGCCAACCUAUAGAUGGAAAUACACAUUGUAUAUACAGCAAUUGUCACCAUAGAUUGUUAGCUAGUUAGAAAUUUACAAUUCCAAUCAAGAUUUGAAUUUGUGUGUCUGAAUCUAAAAUUCAGUCUCGAGACCUUUCCUACCCUGGUAGUUGUUUUAUCAGCAAGUUGUUAAAUGUAGAAACCAUUGUUUACACUUAAAUUAAUACUUAUGGUUGCUGUUAAGAAUUUGAGUUGGCUAUACUUUUUAAUUUUACUUGUUCUCCGUCCUUACAUGUGCCAAUAUUGAGUCACUGGAUUGAUUAAUGUGCUGUAUUAUUUUGGAUUUUCAUUGUUAUAAUUUAUGUAAAAAGUUGUGUAUUGUUAAACAUAUUUAAAUUAUUGAAUAUAUUUAUAUUAUUAAAUAAAUGCAGCUCAUAGA
Molecule: messenger RNA, 6148 nt
Organism: Mya arenaria
Lineage: Eukaryota; Metazoa; Mollusca; Bivalvia; Myida; Myidae
Product: tubulin polyglutamylase ttll6-like
Exons: 23
Coding region: 522-4181 (1219 amino acids)
Biological process (GO): microtubule cytoskeleton organization; protein polyglutamylation
Cellular component (GO): cilium
Molecular function (GO): tubulin-glutamic acid ligase activity; tubulin binding
Source: RefSeq, a predicted model, not a curated record